Molecule: messenger RNA, 1281 nt
Organism: Heteronotia binoei (common prickly gecko)
Lineage: Eukaryota; Metazoa; Chordata; Lepidosauria; Squamata; Gekkonidae
Product: signal-regulatory protein beta-1-like
Exons: 6
Cellular component (GO): plasma membrane
Source: RefSeq, a predicted model, not a curated record
GUGCCAGAGCCCAGGAGCUGGCGGUGCUACAGACCGAGGGACCCUUGAGGCUGACCGCAGGAGAGACCCUCGACCUCAACUGCACGUUGAUUGGCUAUGGCCCACCAGGGGGCGUCCGAUGGUACAAGGGCUCCGACAGAAGCCAGCCUCCCGUUUACUACGAUAAAGCAGCACUCCCUCCCCGAGUGACCAGGGUCUUUCCUGGGUCAGACACGGACUACAGCAUCCGCAUCACCAACAUCCAGCCGGAGGACGCCGGGACCUACUACUGUGCGAAAUACAAGGCGGGAGUCCAGGAGACGGAAUAUAAGUCGGGAAAGGGCACUGAGGUUUCGGUGAUCGCCACACCGUCCCAGCCCUCAAUCACCGGCCCUCCAAGCAGAGUGGAUUCGGGGACCUUGGUGACUUUCAGCUGCACCUCGGAUGGGUUCUUCCCCCGAGAGAUCACGGUCACCUGGCAUAAGAACUGGAGGACCAUCCAUGACUCCCGGACCAUGACUCUGCCCCCGACAGAGAGCCCCUCUUAUCGAGUUGUGAGCACCGUGGCGGUGACCCUCACGGAGAAGGACGUGAAGUCGGAGCUUUCCUGCCAGAUCCAGCACAGCACCUUGAGCGGCCCCUUGUCGCAGAGCUUCAAACUGGGCAAUGCCCUUCGAGUCGCCCCCAAGAUGUCCACGGACCUCGGCCCCCAAGUCGACGCCACUGUGAACCAGCAAGUGACCAUCACCUGCAGUGCAAAAGGGUUUUAUCCCAACGACACAAGCCUGGUGUGGAGGGAGAACGGCAGUGAGACAGAUCUCGGAACACCUGAGCCCAUGACUCAGGAAUCGGAUGGGACGUUCUCCGUGAAGAGUUCCCUGGAGGUGAACGCAACAGAGCAGAGGAACCACUCCAUAUUCACCUGCUAUGCUGUGCGCAAUUCCCAGACCUCAGAUCAUCUAAACGUGACGCUGAAAAUACACAAAGAAGGAAAGGGAGAUUUCUCUUCAGCAGAUAAAGGGAACUUCUUUACGGAACACGCCCCUUUGUCGUAUAUCCUUGUGCUGAUUUGCGUGCUCAUCGUUGUCUUGGUGGCUGCUGUCCUCUACUUCGUCUGGGCCAAACAGAGGAAAGGUAAAGGUUCUACAUCCGUAAGAGGGAAGCGGCGAAAGCCGAAAGUGCUGCGGUUCCGCCUCGUAAUCCGCCCGUGUUCUUCGGCGGCGAUCUUAAACGACGCCAGCUCGUUAAUGGAGGCGGCACAGAACGAUGAGCACAGCCUGUUCCAGUGCCAGCUGAACCAGA